Coccomyxa subellipsoidea C-169 is the source of this 703-nucleotide messenger RNA. RefSeq lists its product as hypothetical. The record is from RefSeq and is a predicted model, not a curated record. NCBI's taxonomy places the organism in Eukaryota, Viridiplantae, Chlorophyta, Trebouxiophyceae, Coccomyxaceae. The coding region runs from base 98 to 472 and encodes 124 amino acids. The transcript is spliced from 6 exons.
GAGCUGUUAUCAUAUACAGCAGAUGCAUUCGAAGUAGACGGAUUUUUGAAGCUUGCAGGCGAGCUUACCCAGAAAGGAUUGUGCGUCGAUCUCAUUUAUGCCUAGUGGAGGGAAGCUUCAACUGAAAGGUGGGAAUCCUUGGGACAUCCACAAGAAAAAGGCAAAGAAAAAGAAGAAAAUCAAGGAAGAGGACGGUGAAGAAGCCCUGCAGGACGGUGACAUUCGCACGAAGGAUGGAAAAAUCAUAAAGGCAGGCGCAGUGUCAGUGCAGAGCAACCUCAAUUAUGAGCAAGAAUUUGCUCUUGAGAUGCAGAAGGCUAAGGAGGGGAAGGUAAAGAACACUCCAUGGGGAUCAUCGUUUAAACCGCCACCAGAGAUUCUCCAUGGUUAUUCAGCACCGGUGACAGGGAAAACAGCACAGGAGCGGCUAGAUCUAAGAUGCGCAGUCAAAACAGACAAAUUUUGCAAAUAGGAUGGCAGACCUGGCGAGGCAGUGAGAAUACAUCUUAUAUAAUAAUUGGAGGGCUCCGAUUUAUGCUGGCAGCGAUAACACGCAAUUUCCUAAGUUGUAAGUUGGGUAGUGUACUUUUAGUAGAAAGACAAGGGCGUAUAGAACCAAAGCAAGGUCCAUAUACGAUUACAUAAUCGUGACGUUGUCCUAAUGAAUGUACAUGUUGGCAUGUAAAAGCAAGGAAAUUGGCAU